AUGGAGUGCUCCAUCUGCUUCAACCUCGGUGCGCGGGAGGUCGAGGGUCAACUGUUAAACCGGAACCGGCGCUUGGUCAAAUUCAUCCAGCUAGGCGACUUGAAGCAGUCCGCAGGAUUGGAACGGUGCCAGGAGUGCAAGCUGCUGUGGGAAGCGCUAAUACUUCUGCGCAAGAGCGACUUCACCGAGUCUGAACUCGCUGGAUACAUCCAGUUGCAGUUCGCACCAAAUAGCCCGCUGCUGCUACAUGGCCCAUUGUCUCUUGACAUCUUUUCCCGAGAGAGCGACAGCGGUCCUCGUCAUCCGACCAUAGGCCCAGCCAAAGAGGUCGAGAGCCACUCGUCUGCGCCAUCCUGUCUCGCUCUGGCUUCCUCGUGGCUUCAAGAUUGCCUUGCAAACCACCCAGCAUGCAAACAAGCAUCGAAUCAGAAUCUCCCAACUCGCGUGAUUGAUGUUGGUGCUGCUGGACUCCGCGAGCCAUUUCUAGUCGAAACACAUGGCGCUUCUGGGGCAUAUGUGGCGCUGAGCUACUGUUGGGGGGAUCCAUCUGUCCAUCACGUUCUGAAAACAACACACAACAACUUUAUGGCUCAUAAAACCUCCAUUCCCCACGAAGACAUGCCUGCCACAUUGCGUGACGCCGUUACUAUCACCCGUCAUCUCGGCAUUCGAUACCUCUGGGUAGAUGCCCUUUGCAUCAUACAAGGAGACCCCGACGACUGGGCGAGAGAGGCAGGACGAAUGUGUGAAGUCUACUCCAACGCUGCGGUAACCAUAUCCGCGGACCAUGCAGACGGGAAUUCUGUCGGGAUUUUCGCUCCGCAGGCAUUUGGAAUCCCGCCUCAGCAGCUUGAGCUCAAUGGACGACCAGUCUAUGUUAGAGACAGCUUGAAAAGAAAGCACAACGACGUUACCAUAUUGUUGAGGACGAUUGAGAUGGAAGGCAGCCAUGCCGAGCCCAUUAACAAACGCGCGUGGACACUGCAGGAAGCAGUCUUGUCUAACAGAACACUUCACUACACCUCGAACGAGCUUGUCUGGGAAUGCAACACCUUUCGUCUCUGUACCUGCCGCCGAGAGGACCCCGUAGAGCUGGAUAUGGAAUCCUUGCGAUGUAUUCGCUCGCCAGCUUUGUUUCGAGAGAUGUCAACAAGCAGAGCAUACCUCCAGUGGCGACAGAUCGUGCAGCUGUUCACGGAGCGUUCCAUCAGCUACGACGAAGACCGACUCCCGGCGUUAUCUGGCAUGGCUAAACAAUUCGGUUUGAUGUACGAAGCUGCGAACGGGAAAAAGGACCGAUACCUCGCGGGGCUAUGGGAGGGAGACCUAGCAACGCAGCUGAUGUGGACAUCGGAAGAUGAUUACUGGCGCAACCCUGAGAUCCAGUACCGGCGACCGAAAAAAUGGCGAGCGCCGAGCUGGAGUUGGGCGGCGGUUGAGGGACCGGUAUUGUUCCAUCCGAUGUCGCAUUUCAAGCAGGACGUUGAGGUGUUGGAGAUACAUGUCGAAGCUUUGACCCAGGCCGAUAUAUUCGGCCAGGUUCGGGAAGAUGCGAAGCUGGUAAUCCGCGGGAGCCUUGUUCAUGGGCUUAAGAUCACGUCUCAUACCGCCAAGCCUGGAGAUUCGUUCAUGGGAUAUGUGGCCGGGGUCAGGUAUGAGAUUGUAGAUACACAGGGAAUGGGCCACACGGUCAUCUGGGACGAUGCAUCUUCAGUCCCUGCUGUCAACAACACUGAGGAGUAUACUUGCUUGUUCAUCGGAAAGACGUCAAACAAGGGUGAUACACACCCUUAUCUCGGUUUUCUGGUUCUCAAGAGGUUAAGCCAGGAUGUAAAUGUAUUUAGGCGGGUUGCCGUGUCGUUACGCAGUAGUUGGAUGGAUACAAAGGAAGAGGUAGGCUUGUUCAAAAGUGCAAAAAGAGAAGUUGUCACUCUUCUUUGA
Molecule: messenger RNA, 1941 nt
Organism: Colletotrichum graminicola M1.001
Lineage: Eukaryota; Fungi; Ascomycota; Sordariomycetes; Glomerellales; Glomerellaceae
Product: heterokaryon incompatibility protein
Exons: 2
Coding region: 1-1941 (646 amino acids)
Source: RefSeq, a predicted model, not a curated record